CAGACUUCCUGCUUUGCAGGGCAGGUCUGUUGGGGAAGCCGCAACAGCUCACACACAAUUACGUGUUACACAGAUUUCUGCUGCUCUCAACUACUCAAUUCGGCGGGGAGACUGAGUAGCGGCGACAAAUCGCAAGAGUGGCAGUUCUGUGCGCUGCUCAAAUCUACAGUCGCCAAUACAGCAGCUCACUGCUUUGUUAAAUAAAGCAGCAUGUGAUUCCUAGAAUGGACAGGUGGAAUGGGUGCCAGUCAGUAUAAAUGGACGAGACCAAGAAUGGAAGCGCCGAUAGCGCGGGGGGAGUCGGAGUAUGGAGCUGGGACUAUAUGAUCGCCUGCUUCGCUGAGGAAAAAGUUUGCGUGUCCUUCGUGCUGUGGCUCCUUUCCUGCAUCUUCUGGCUCACCUCCUGCUCCAUACAAAUUAACUUGCGAUGUACAAGGAAAUCCAGUCAUGAGGCAACCGUGUUUUGGGAUAUAUAUAGAUUUUUUGGCUCCAUGUGUAACACUAUUGGAGCACUGCUGUCCAAGCAACUCACUAUCCAGGUCAUUACUGGAUUCUAUAUGGCCUUAACAGAUGUUGUACACUUUUUAUUAACCCUUUUCCCUGUUUGCACCUACAAAGAUAGACCCCGAUCUAACCAUCGUUCUCGGACAAGGAAAAAGUCAAUUCUGUCUGCUUUGUCAGUCACAUUAUUUGCAGUUGUUGGGUAUAACUUACUGAAUGCCCAUAAUUUUGCAUCCUAUGAUGUGUCGUAUAUUCCACAAAGAAGGCUGCUUGAGUCUGCACUACAAGAACGCACCGACAUUGUGGGCUUCAUGCUGGGAAUUAUCGCUGUUAUUGUUUCAUGGACAGCCAGGGUACCCCUUUUAACAAAAGUAUGUAAGGGGAAGGUAUUCCCAGUUCUGCAUAUCUGGGCUAUCUUCUUUUCCUCUCUCGCCAGCAUUAUGUAUGCAAUUUCUGUCAUGUCUCAUGAUCGCCAUCCUGCAUACUUUAUAAGGGCCAUUCCUUGGUUUCUCAUCUCUUUGGGAGCUGCUGCUCUAGAUGUUGCCCUUAUGUUCUUGUCCUGCCUAAUGAAACAUAAGUUUAUACUUCCAAUGACAUUGGUUUCUAUGCCAGCGGACAUUUCAGACCAAACUGAGUUGCUUGCACAGGAUGAAGAACAUGGGGAAGAAACAGAUGGAAAGCACAAUCCUGCAGAGAAGAAACGGAAAAGUUGGACUCCAUUAAAUAUGAUUCCUGACAGAGGGCAGAACAUUAAGAAAGCACUCGGACGGUACGUGAGACUAAGCAUUGAACAGGUGCAGGAGUGGGACUUUGAAGAUAUUAAUCCACAGUGGAGUAACAACUCUCACAUACCAAGUAUUCAUCCCAAAGACAGCUCUGUAUUGAGCACUGGUACUGAACAGCAACUUGCCCAUUUGUUGUGAGCAAUCAGCAAGGAUUUUACAACCAAUAAAACAACAAACUGCAAGGCUGUCAGUACAGGCGGCCAUCAAUUGAGAAGACUUCAGAUAAGCACUGAAAAUGCAAAUGUUGCCUCAACAACUAUAGGGGAAUAUUUCUUUCACUUGUGACUGUGUUUCUUUGCAACUGGGAAUGGACUGCAGCAGCAGGAGGUUCUAUAGAGGUCAUUAGAGCAAAUGUUGUACUGUUAUUGUGUUUCAGAACUGAAUACAAUUAUCUGGAAACUGUAUAAUUAUAGAGUGGCUUUUGGAAGGUUUUUGAAAUAAAUAUGAACACAUGUUAUACAGAGCUUGAAUAAUAAAACAGUACUUUGUAUUUGAUGGUAAAUAAGCUGCAUGAAUCCAUAUUGGUGGUAAAACAAUCCUGUUUGGUUCAUUUAAUGGUUAAAUGACUCUUAGCAGGUUUAUGGUAUGAUGAUCCAAAUUAUGGAAAGAUCCCUUAUCCGGAAAACCCCAGGUCCCAAGCAUAUUGCUUGUGCAUGCACAGUAGUUUAAAAUCCUUGGUUAAAGUGACCACAUAUAGAGAGAAUUCCAAUAUACAGAAGCUGUGAAACUAUUGAGUAAACUGAGAACACAUUUUUAACUGAUAAAUUGAUUUAGACAUUUCCAGCUUGGCCUUCUGUACAGAGACGAAAGGGCACAUUCACUUACCUUGAUGCAGUAUGCAAAGUGCAAUUUUGGUAGCUCUAUUCCCCUUGUGGCAGUAGACUCAGCAGUGCCCAAAGGACUCAGUGGCACAGAGUGUAACUCUAGGGAAGUGCGAAAAGCACAUUUUGACAAAACAAGACUUUAAACUAAUAUUUUUGCAAAAUACACAUUUAUGAAAAAGUCAGCAUGGAUCAAUACUUACUUUAUACCCCAAACUACCUGCAAUUUACGUUAUUUCCAAAAAGGACUCAAAAAAAUCAUCUCAUUUCCCAUAUGUUCUUGAGUACAAAGACAAAACAUCAUAAAGCUCAGGUCUUUUACAGUUUGUUACUAACUAUUUGUAGGAUAUGCACAUUUUUACCUAUACAGUUGGACUGUAUUGACUAGCACAUUCAGAUUGCCAUGGCUAACACUUCAGCCCCUGAAGAAAUAAACUAUCUUAGCUGGGAAGAUUUCAAGUCUUUUAUUGAUAAUAUUGUUGAUGAAUCCACUGAUUUGAGUUCCCAUACCUGUGCAUACAAAUUAGUGACAACCAAGUUACUGAUCUAAGCCCUACAAAGCUGAAAGCGCUUAUUUGUAUUCUAUUUGCAAAUGCUUCAGUGUCUAUAACAUUGAAAUGGAAGGCGCAUACAGCCCAACCAUAAUGUUUUGGAGGAACCAGGUAAAGUACUACCCAUGUAUAAACUGUUAUAUAGUAAGAGCGGGUACCCCACAAAAUGUGAAAAAAUAUUAUCCUCGCUGUACAAACACAAUAUGUAAGGUUAGCACCAGCACAUCAGCCCCAAUAUGCCCCAACAACUGCUAAACAUGAAUGGCCUGGUGUCUAAUAGUAAUCCUAUAGGGAAAAAAGCAAUGCACAGUUUAUGUUUUAUUUACUAUUGUAAACUUUAGAUUUUUAAAUAACAGUUUAAUGGAUGUACAUGCAGCAUAGACAUAUGAUGGAAACUGAUAAUAGAUUUAAUGGUUACUAAUGCUGAUAUAAACAACAGUAUUUGUAUCAUAUGAAUCUGCUUAUUAUAAUCUGAAUGGAAACUCUGUCUGUACUCUCUUUCUUCAUAAAGUACUGGUUAAAAAAAUGAA
Xenopus tropicalis (tropical clawed frog) is the source of this 3188-nucleotide messenger RNA. It is a transcript of the gene tmem44, whose product is annotated as transmembrane protein 44. The coding region runs from base 258 to 1424 and encodes 388 amino acids. The record is from RefSeq and is a predicted model, not a curated record. The transcript has 9 exons. Lineage: Eukaryota; Metazoa; Chordata; Amphibia; Anura; Pipidae. Gene Ontology annotation, biological process: L-lysine transmembrane transport.